CGGCGAUGGGACCCUGGCGAGAGAUCUGCGGCUAGCCGGCUGCACUUGCUCCACGGGUCAGGGGAUCGGAGGGGGCAGGUUUGAAGGACGAUGUGCCAUUAAAAAGAAAGGCCAAAGACUAAACAGGAGAAGAGGAAGAGGAAGAGGAAGACUUCAAAGGGAACGUGGGAAAGCAUCCGAGAGGACAAUCCGAGACAAAUUCCGUCUGUAGCAAGUGAGAGGACCUGCCUAAUUCUUUAACAUCUGGGAAGGAUGAGUUCUUGCAGCAACAUCUGUGGGUCCAAGCAGGUGCAGGCAGCUACCGAGGGCGGUUACCAGCGCUACGGAGUCCGGUCCUAUCUGCAUCAGUUCUAUGAGGACUGCACCACCUCGAUCUGGGAGUAUGAGGAUGAUUUCCAGAUCCAGAGAUCACCUAAUAGGUGGAGCUCAGCAUUCUGGAAGGUCGGACUCAUCUCCGGCACCAUCUUCGUGGUUCUCGGACUGACUGUCCUGGCAGUGGGCUUUCUGGUGCCCCCCAAAAUCGAAGCGUUUGGUGAAGCCGACUUCGUGGUGGUGGACACGCAGGCCAUGCAAUUUAACGGGGCUCUGGAGGCGUGCAAGCUGGCCGGGGCCAUUCUCUUCUGCCUCGGGGGCAUGUCCAUGGCAGGGUGCCUGCUGACAUCCAUGUUCGUGAAAAGCUACUCCAAAGAGGAAAAGCUUCUUCAACAGAAGUUUAAAGAGCGCAUCGCCGACAUCAAGGUCCACAGCCAGCCCGUUACAAAAGCCCCGGGCCCCGGGGAAACAAAGAUUCCCGUCACUCUGUCUAGGGUGCAGAAUGUCCAGCCUGUUUCGGCAACCUGAGACACCACCCACCCUAGUCCCCCCUCUCUGAUCACAUGCAGUGUUAAUAAGGAGCAGGGCCAGGUUUGGAGAUAAUGGGAAUUGGGCUUUGGCUGGCCCCAGCCCGGGGCUCGGCUGCGGGCAGUGCGGUGCGGGAGCUCACAUCCGCUCGGCUUGGGGUCUUGGGAGGAGGUGACGUCCCUGGAGACCUGUGCGUAGGCACCACGCUGCUUCAGGGGGGCUCGUGUGCCCAUGGGGCACCCUCGGGAGCUCCCCUCUCAAAUAUCGUGACUGUCUGUCAUUCCCCCCGCGUUACUGGAGAGCACCCAGCGGUUUAGACCAGAUGACCAGUGGCUAACGUGGUGUGUUUUAUUUUCUAAUGUCGGUUUCCUGAUUUUUCUUGUGUGGUGCUGCGUCUGUUCCUGUCUCAGUCCGCGUAAGAUAUUGUCAUGUGUGUUCAUAGACAAGUCGAGUUCCUUGAUAUUGACCCAAACGUUCGUCUUCUAACUCUCUCUUCACAUGAGGUUGCUGAGAAUGGGUACAAAUUUAUCGGAGUUCUCCGCCAAUCUUUUUUUUUUGGGGGGGGGUUGGUUUGGUUCUCUCCAGUGUUUUCCCUUGAAAAGGUAACAUUGCCAACUUUAGAAAACUUGGGGAAGAAAUGAACUUUAGGAGUUUCUAUGCAGCCUCCGAGAGCCGGGGAAGGAGAAGCUACUACCCCCUAGCUGUGUGACCUUGGGGGUUUGUUUAACCUGCCCGGCCUCAGUGUCCCCAUCGAGGUGACAGAGAUCCUGGACUAUGGUGUCUGAGAUUCCUCCUUUGCCGCGUGUCAUCGGGUCUCCCGGGGGCCAUGCCUGCGAUGUCCCUGGGGCUCUCACCUCGGUGAGACUGUUUGAGAUCUGGACUCCCAGAAAAAUCUCCGAAUCAGCAGGUACUCACGUUUCAAUGUCCAGCCCCAGCAGUUUAUACAGUGCUGUCGUGUUUUUAUAAAGACUAAAGUAAGCCAUCCUCCAAUAAGAAACCCGUGAGUAGAUACUAACCUUAAAAAGGGUUUUCUUCCUCAAAUAAGAUGUUUGAUUCUCCAGCAAGAUGCUCAUCUCACCCCUACGCACUUUUACGUCAUCUGUGGACUUAAACCGGACUGAGGAGAACAUGACCUUGGUCUUCUCUCAGAACCGUGCUGCCUUCCAGUCCUGUCUCCCCUCUCUUUCCUCCCUCACUGGAUAAAUAAAAUAUGUGCCCAAACAGAA
Molecule: messenger RNA, 2066 nt
Organism: Neogale vison (American mink)
Lineage: Eukaryota; Metazoa; Chordata; Mammalia; Carnivora; Mustelidae
Gene: NRSN1
Product: neurensin 1
Exons: 5
Coding region: 253-840 (195 amino acids)
Biological process (GO): nervous system development
Cellular component (GO): neuronal cell body; transport vesicle; neuron projection
Source: RefSeq, a predicted model, not a curated record